This is a messenger RNA of Solenopsis invicta (red fire ant), 2013 nucleotides long. RefSeq lists its product as uncharacterized. The coding region runs from base 16 to 2013 and encodes 665 amino acids. NCBI's taxonomy places the organism in Eukaryota, Metazoa, Arthropoda, Insecta, Hymenoptera, Formicidae. The record is from RefSeq and is a predicted model, not a curated record. The transcript is spliced from 2 exons.
AGUAUUAAAUGUAAUAUGGACAACCAAAAUAAAAAGGGAGCCAUUAAAAAGCAUGCUCGUAAUUUUCAAAAUAAAUGGUUAGUUGAAGAUAUAUUUAAAGGGUGGUUGGCUCCCGAUAAAAAUAAAGCUAAAUGCAGUUUGUGCAAUGUUACAAUCAGAUGUUGCAGAGCAGAUUUAGUGCGACAUUCACAAACGACCAAGCAUGUUGAAAUGGUUAAUAAUAAAGAUGAAAGCCUUAAUAAUAAUAACAAUAAUCAAAUGUGUCAUAGCGAUAGCGUAAAACAUGCAGAAAUCAAAUUAGCUACAUUUUUCGCAGAGCAUAAUGUUGCUCUUUAUACCGCGGAUCAUUUAAUUCCCUUAUUACAAAAUAUUUUUAAAGAUUCUGCAAUUGCACACGAUAUUUCUCUGGGUCGAUCUAAAUGCACUUCUAUUAUUAAAAAUGUAAUAGCAAAGCGUGAAGUCAAAAAACUCGUAGAAUAUUUAAAAAAAUAUAGAUUUUCUAUUUUAAUAGACGAAAGCACAGACAUUGGGGAUACUAAGAUUAUGUGCGUUCUUGUACAAUUUUGGUUGCAAAAAGAAAAAAUGGUCAAAACUCAAUUAUUAGAAUUAGUUUCAUUAGACGCUAGAGACUGUUCAGCAGAAAAACUUUUUCAAAAAUUUAAGGUAGUUUUAAAUAAUAAAAAUAUCCCCAUAAAAAAUGUUGUUGGAAUGGCAAGCGAUAAUGCAUCAGUAAUGACAGGAUGCAAUAAUUCGUUUUUUUCGCGUUUGCAAUUAGAGACACCGGGUGUAAUUUUAUUAAAUUGUAUUUGCCAUUCUUCCGCGAUAAUAGCCAGUAAAGCGUGCAAAAAAUUACCGGAUUCUUGUGAACAGUUAAUUAGAGGAAUUGCAACUUAUAUAUCGGGCAGUGCAAAGAGGUGUGCAAUUUUAACAGAGUUUAAAGAAUUUUUUCAGGUAGAAAAACAGAAAAUUUUAAGAUUAUGUAAUACAAGAUGGCUUGUUUUACAAAAAUGCGUGAUUAGAAUUCUUGAUCAAUGGGAAGUAUUAAAAAAUUAUUUUAUUUUAGCCACCAUUGAAGACAAAUCAAAAUCUGCGAAAGUAAUUUUAACACAAUUGAAUGACAAUGUUAUUAAAUCGUAUUUACUUUUUUUAAAAUAUUCUUUAAAUUAUUUUAACAAAUUUAACGCUCUUUUUCAAUCACGCAAUAUUUUAAUUCAAACGUUACAUAAAAAUAGUCAACAGCUUAUUCAACAUAUAGCAAUUAAUUUUAUGGCUCCUGAGGCUUUGAAAAACAUUGCAAUAUUAACCAUUUCUGAUGAAAAUGAUGAUCAAUAUCUAAAUCAUUUACGAUUGGGGUCUGAAUCAAGUACUACCGCUUCAGACCACGCGACCACCCACGCCUCAACCACGACAUCAAAGCAACCGAUCAAGCGGUUGGCCCACGCGAGAGCAAAGGACUGCUUGCUGGAGAUAUUCAGGAACACGCUUUCCGACUUGAAGGGCACUCCAAUAUCCAGGCCGAGAUCAACCCGCGCCGAGAAAGCCACACCGGUGACAGCUGUCACACAACCGACCGCUCCAACGACGCCUCCCACGGAAGGCGCGAGCCAGGCCAUCCCGCUGAAAGCCACGACACCGUACCGACCGGAGAACCAACCAACUCCGACGAAUUCGCCCACCACACCGAAGGUCAUCACCGCCGUCAGCGAGAAAGUGCCACACCCACCAGAGCAGCCAGCACUAGUGCGGACACCCGUCACACCCAAAGACACGCUACCAGCCGCGAUCAACACACUUGCGACCACCGCACACCGAGCCUUCCCAUCUGUGCCAAUACGAGUGCGUGAAGAUUUGGUGAUAUACGUGCCGUACCACGCUGCAAGAAUGUCGCGGGUGUACAAAGUGCGGUUAGCAACGCGCCGUUACGCUUCAACUGCGCCGGCCGUUGCCACUACGUACGGGAAUUUCCGGCGUAGUAGCCAUAGUUCGCCACUUAAACAGGGAAGGGUGAUGUAA